Messenger RNA from Elgaria multicarinata webbii, 732 nucleotides. RefSeq names its product calcium binding protein 5 (gene CABP5). NCBI's taxonomy places the organism in Eukaryota, Metazoa, Chordata, Lepidosauria, Squamata, Anguidae. Gene Ontology annotation, molecular function: calcium ion binding; calcium channel regulator activity. Gene Ontology annotation, cellular component: cytoplasm. The transcript has 6 exons. The coding region runs from base 87 to 608 and encodes 173 amino acids. The record is from RefSeq and is a predicted model, not a curated record. Gene Ontology annotation, biological process: regulation of voltage-gated calcium channel activity.
AGAGCCAUCUCUUCUUCUACUAAAGGGGACAGUCAAGAGGAACACUGUGGCAGGGUACCCCGCUGGGACACGCAUCACGGCGCGCCAUGCAGAACGCCCUGGGACCGGCUUGCAUCUUCUUGCGCAAGGGCAUCGCUGAGAAACAGGGGGAACGAGAACUGGGCGCAGAUGAAAUUGAAGAGCUCCGCGAGGCCUUUGAUGAGUUUGACAAGGACAAAGAUGGUUAUAUCAGCUGCAAAGAUUUGGGCAACCUCAUGAGGACGAUGGGCUACAUGCCCACGGAGAUGGAGCUCAUAGAACUGUCGCAGCAGAUCAACAUGAAUCUCGGGGGCCGUGUGGAUUUCGAGGACUUUGUGGAGAUGAUGACGCCGAAGCUGUUGGCAGAGACGGCGGGCAUGAUUGGACUUCAGGAGAUGAGGGAUGCCUUCAAGGAGUUUGACACAAAUGGGGACGGUGAGAUCACUCUGGAUGAGUUGUAUCACGCCAUGCAACGGCUGAUGGGUGAACGCCUGACUUCCCGGGAGAUUGCAGACGUGGUGAAGGAAGCCGACGUCAACGGAGACGGGACUGUGGAUUUUGAAGAAUUUGUGAGGAUGAUGUCACGCUGAUGGAGUCACCCACCCCUCUCUGCUUUCAACGACCAAGUACACAGGCAGCGCUUAAAAAAAAAAUGUAUGGAAUUCAACAUGAAAUCCCGGUCAGAACUGGGAGGCGAAGUCAAACCUCCCUUUA